UGCUGUACUACAGUACAUACUUAGUCCAAGUCUCAUUCGCUGUUCGUAGCAGCAUUGACGCGAUUCCUCGAGAGCGUCCCUCGCUGCGAUGCUCUGGCAACUGAGCGGUGCAGGUUUUUGUCUGCUUCUCUGCAUUCCCAUCGUCCGUGGACUGUUGGCAGUGCGCUCGCUCAAUCGGCGUGCGCGUAUCGAGCCUCGGAUUUUCGUCCUAGCGCGAUCUUUCCACAGACCGUUAUAUGCAGCAUGUUUGCUGCUUGUGGUGCUUCGAGUGGCAUUUUUCUUUCUAAUUGCCACACAUGAAUUGGACGAGAUGGAAGUUUGGUUGAAAGUGGCUACGUUCUGGCUGUUGGGCAUGCCCAGUGCAGCUUUGGCGGCACUAUAUGGCUACAUUGUGCUGUUCGCAGUUCGUCUCGUGUUCCGACGACGCUGGCCGGGAGUGACGGCAUCUGCAUCGAGUGGAAUGUUAACUGGAGUGUUUGCAGCGUUUUGCACGUCUCUUGUGAUGCUGGUGACGUUGGUAGCCACCUGUCGAGCUGAAGGAGGGAAGUGGGGGCUGACGGUGCCGGCGUGGAUGACGUUCGGCUACACUGCAGUCAUCUGGACGACGCUAGGACUGUUGAUGAUGAAGUAUGAGGGCGAGGCAGUACGAAUUCUGUGGAGAUAUCGACGUAGGAACCAAUGGAGUACUGGAGAUGGACAACAACAGGCGAAUAGAUAUCGCCAGAGGCUGCCAGUGCUCAGUAUCUCGUGUUUGAAGAAUAUGGCGGUGUGCAGCACACUCCUGGCAGAGCUGCUGGUAGUUCGAGGUGUUUUGUGUGCCGUUGCAGCAUCAAAGGGCAUUUUGCAUGCAGUAGCUAUUGAAUCAUGGCAAGUUAUGACACUCCACUACUUCGGUUGGGAGAUUGCAAGCGUUGUGAUCGUGUUGUACAUGCUACAUCAGACACCGAUUGCUGUGCAUUGCUUUAGUGGCACAAGUAGUACUGAGAAGCCUCAGCAAGACAUCGUUGCACCUUCGGCUCCAGUAAUUGACGAUGUCGAGAUCCAAGUUGAGUUCCAGAUACCGAGUGUCCGUGAUAUAGUCUCCGACUACGUCGUUCCGUCGAACGUAUCGCUGUUUUCCACUCAGCGAAGUAGAAUAGAGCGUGAGAAUUUGAUGGAAAGUCGCUACUGCCGAAUUCAUCACAGCAGGAUGCCUUCGACUGGAGUCGAGUACAUUAACUGCCGCUGCUAUCGUGAAAGAAACGAUGACGCGUUGUUGAACAACGCAAGCGUGCCGUUACUCUCAGAAGGCAUGGAGGUCGCCACGCAUCGCAAUAAGAGGAUAUAGAGGAUAGUGAUUGUUGUAUUUUUCGGAUCAAUAUAUUUGGUCGUGUUUAACUCUCAAAUGUCCA
Messenger RNA from Phytophthora nicotianae INRA-310, 1391 nucleotides. RefSeq lists its product as hypothetical. The record is from RefSeq and is a predicted model, not a curated record. NCBI's taxonomy places the organism in Eukaryota, Oomycota, Peronosporomycetes, Peronosporales, Peronosporaceae. The coding region runs from base 89 to 1327 and encodes 412 amino acids. The transcript has a single exon.